GACGAUAGAUUGACGAGAGAGAAACGCAGGAACCCCGUUGAGCCAAAUCUGACACAUAUUCCCUGCUAUCUCUCGAUUCUCAAUAUGAGCAUGACCCAAUUCGCUAUGGUUGAGGAAUUGGCAUCUCUUGUCAAGGACAAUCUUUCGUGCAAGCAUCUUAUUCUCUCGGUGGAAGAGGCUUUGGUGGACUUCCUUCAGAGUGAUACCAGUGCCAAUGGAGUCUUGCAGUUGGAACCAAUGAACUCAUACAACCGUCUUCUCUUGCAUCGUCUUGCGGAUAUAUUUGGAUUUUCCCAUGAAUCUGUUGGUGAAGGAGAGGAUCGGCAUUUAGUUUUGGAGCGAUGCCCGGAGACAUCAAUACCCUCCAUCCUUGUCAGUGAUAUUUUGUGGCAGUAUGAUGAGCCUGAAUCUCCAAUGACUUCACACCUAUUAUUAAAGAGGUCAGAAGCCCCUCCAGUGUUAAGGAAGAAAUCUCCUCCACUUCAACAUUCACUGGAGGAGAGAGAAGCAGCAUAUUUGGCAGCUCGUGAGCGAAUAUUUUCGAGGGAUUUGGGAGAAGUACAGGAAUCUGCCACUCAGAGGCAACGCAACGUUCCUGUGGUUGCCCGGCGGAUGAUAGCACAUGCCCUAGGCAAAAGAAUCAACCCACCUAGUCAGGAUGCCACUCAUGAGGAUUCCAACGCAUCUAGAGUGCUGAGUGAUAAAGUGAAUUGUCAAGGCAAGGUUGAAGUUGAGACCAAUUUGAUUGUGGAAGCAUGUCAGCAGACCGUAACUCCUUUGGACCAAAAUGUGAACUCCUGUGGUGAAGUGAAAAAGAACAACCCCAGUUUGAGUGCAUCAUCCCCAACAAGGAAGACAAACCCAAAACAAGAUGUCAACAGCAUACCUCAAAAUGGAAGAAAAGGAAACGGUGCAGAUGAGGAAGACAUCAAAAGGGAACAUUUGGGUGCAGCAAAGAGGAUGUUUGCUCAUGCCCUAGGAAUGCGCUCAGGGAAGAAUGGUGUUUCAUCAAAAGGCAGUGAGAUAAAGCAUGCUAACAUGGAGUGAAGUCAUGAAAAGCAUACUGGUUAUUGGGUUCAUUUACUUUUGGUACUCAGCAAACAUCAACUGCGGUGUUGGGGUCUCUUCAGUCACACAACGGAUUGUUUAUGGGCAGGGAAUGAUGGCGCGGAUGAUAUCAAUGGAGAUGAAUGGGAGGAAAGUGAUCGUUUUGGUACAUGUUGGUUGCUCACUUGUAUGGAUGCACACACAUGAUAAUCCUCGUAGCGAGCUGAUAUCUGCAGAUAUUUGUGUAAAAACAAAGUCGAUCAUGCAGCUGGGAUAUUUUGGAUGAUGGGGUUGUUGGCUGUACUUGAUAAGUUAUUUUGAGGAAGCUAGAGGCAUGCAUAACCUUAACUGAGUGUCAUUUUGGUGUGAUCAAGUACAAUAUUUUGUGUCAAAGUUUCUCGUCGUAAUUGGUGGUGUUACCACUCAAUUUUAUGGGAUUCUAUUUUCUAUUUUCUUCGUUCCGUUAAGAGUGUUCUACAGGGUGUACAAUAUUAUGAAGGUUAUCUUGUUUGUGAAGAGAUGCAUUCUGUACAAUGCAUGUUGACUCUGGCAUUCCGGGCAUUUUUGACCCUGAAACUUUUACAUGAACUUUUGUUAAUCGUAAGGUACAAUUUAGUCCGUUGAAGCACACAAAGAUGAUCAUUG
This is a messenger RNA of Fragaria vesca subsp. vesca, 1692 nucleotides long. RefSeq lists its product as uncharacterized. The coding region runs from base 85 to 1047 and encodes 320 amino acids. The record is from RefSeq and is a predicted model, not a curated record. Gene Ontology annotation, molecular function: nucleic acid binding. The transcript is spliced from 6 exons. Lineage: Eukaryota; Viridiplantae; Streptophyta; Magnoliopsida; Rosales; Rosaceae.